UGUGUACGUAUGUAUUAUUGUUAUGUAUUCAUUUCCAAAGCGCACCAAAAACUGAUUGUAUAUAUGUAUGUGCAUACAUAUACAUGUGCUAGCGGUUCAAUAUUUAACUCAAUACAUACAAUCGCAAUUCUUCACAAACGGCCAACGGCAUCGGUUGAAGCGACCAAAGUAACGCCUGAACUAGACACUAAGCCAUGCCGUCAUGGCAUUUCGUCGCUUUUGUAAAUCCUUACUCUAUGGUUUGCCGCUAGGCAUUACGUUCCUGGACUGUGUCGGCUAUGUGGCCAGAGUUGACGGCACGUCCAUGCAACCCGCUCUCAAUCCAGUCGCCGAGGAGCGUGACUAUGUGUUCCUGCUGCGCUGGGGCAUACACAACAGUGCUGUCGAGCGGGGCGAUAUCAUCUCAUUAAUCUCGCCCAAGGAUCCAGCGCAAAAGAUCAUCAAACGUGUGGUGGGCAUGCAAGGCGAUGUGGUCUCCACGCUGGGCUACAAGCACGAAAUAGUGCGUGUACCCGACGGCCACUGUUGGGUCGAGGGCGAUCAUACUGGACACUCUCUAGACAGCAACACGUUCGGCCCAGUGGCCAUGGGCCUGAUGUCGGCUCGAGCGGUGGCAAUUGUUUGGCCGCCGGAACGUUGGAGACUACUAAAGAACGAACUACCCCGACGACGGCGACCCGUACAGGUGGCAAAGGCCAGCUACUAUAGCUAGGCCAAAGACUGAGUCCCGUAUGCUGUUGGUACCAUUUAGUAGUCACACUGUUUGUACAUAUACAUAUAUAUCUAUAUAUAUUUUAUUAUCAGUUUUGUGUUCAUAGAUACGUCUGCCGAACCAUGUUCA
Molecule: messenger RNA, 841 nt
Organism: Drosophila novamexicana
Lineage: Eukaryota; Metazoa; Arthropoda; Insecta; Diptera; Drosophilidae
Product: mitochondrial inner membrane protease subunit 2
Exons: 2
Coding region: 203-712 (169 amino acids)
Biological process (GO): mitochondrial respiratory chain complex assembly
Cellular component (GO): mitochondrial inner membrane peptidase complex; membrane
Molecular function (GO): serine-type endopeptidase activity
Source: RefSeq, a predicted model, not a curated record